UGACGUCGCAGCGUGACAUCCCGAGGGUGGGCCGCCUCAAAUUUAUCAUUGGGUCACCCCUCAAUCUUCCCUCCAGAAUACGCACCACCAUUCUCUUGACGGAGACGGAGUCCAACAUACCGAACCCCGAUAUAUUCAGCAUCCUCAACUGCCAUUGCUGCUACCAGACUCAAUUACCUCUUUCGCGCACCCACCUCUCGCACAACUUAACCGAUCAUCAUGGCUUCCUACAUGUCCGCUAGCGAGGCCUUUGCCCGCGAGAAGCUCUCCCCCAAUGCCGACAAAUCUACAUCGCAAGCCUCCUGGGCCGACAAGUACCGCGGAGCUACCGUCGAGGACCUGGACCCCCCUCUCGCUCUAUCGGUCUCCCCCAACGACCCUAUCUCCUCCGCCCUGAUGGCCGCCUACGAGCGCGACUACACCCACCUCACCGUGAUCUCGUCGACGAAACGAUCUCUGCUCGGAUACCUCAGUAUCCCCCGGUUGAGGGAGCUGCUGAAGGAAGGCGCCGUGAAGGAAUCGGAUUCCGUGUCCGCCGCGAUGCAGCGAUUCAACCGCAAGCGGGGCACCUACCAGGUGAUCACGAUGGAGACUCCGCUGGAAGAGCUGGAACAGUUCUUCGAGAGCGAGGCGGGCCCCAGCGGCGAGAAGAGGGAGAAGCAGGGCUUUGCCGUUGUGACGGAUGCCUCGAGGAAGUUUGUGCUGGGGGUGGCUACGAAGGCUGAUCUGGAGGAGUUUGUCAAGAGACGGCCGUGAUGGCGUGCUGGUUCUUAGGGUGCGGAUUUCUUUUCUUGGGAUUAUGUUACAUGUUUGAUACACAUAUCGUUAGUGCAUUUCCAGGCGCAGCUAUUCAACAUGGACUGAAUAUAUACUAUGCGGACUCCACUAGACUGAUGUUUCCGAAGUGUAUGCGAUUGUAGUCGAAUUACUGGCGUUCAAGUACGCUUGAAGUAUCUAUUAGCGGCAUUACUCAAGAUUCUGGUGAAUGAAGAUUAAACAACAA
Messenger RNA from Aspergillus melleus, 1003 nucleotides. RefSeq names its product putative cystathionine beta-synthase (beta-thionase). Lineage: Eukaryota; Fungi; Ascomycota; Eurotiomycetes; Eurotiales; Aspergillaceae. The coding region runs from base 220 to 756 and encodes 178 amino acids. The transcript has 2 exons. The record is from RefSeq and is a predicted model, not a curated record.